Messenger RNA from Porites evermanni, 7975 nucleotides. Lineage: Eukaryota; Metazoa; Cnidaria; Anthozoa; Scleractinia; Poritidae. The record is from the annotation of a GenBank genome assembly.
AUGAAAGCCAGAAGGAUCUUCUCGAGCAAAACUGUAAUUUUCAUUUGGUCUAUUCUUGCCCUGUUCUUCUUCACAACUCAAAUUAGUAUUUUCAACAUAACGUCCCGUGUAGACGAAAAAAAGGUACCUUUUAAGGCUCAAAAAAGCAUUGCGGCGAAGAUACAAGCACAGAUAUUUUUCAAAGGUAAGCGAGGAUCUUUUAUUUUAAACGUAGUAUGUCAAUAUCAGUUACCCUUUUUGUCUUUCCUAUUUUUUUGGAUGUAAAAUACAUCAUUUAUCCAUACGAGUUCUUCGUUGCUGCAGUUCAUAUCCUGUCGUGUGAUCGACAUGUAAUUUACUAGGCGCAUUGUGUUUAAAAAAAGAACACUAAGCCUCUUACAGUUUUAUUUUUUUUAAUAUCCAUCAUUAAAGUGAAUUCGCGGCGGCGCACAAUAUUGCUGUGACCAGCUUUUGUAUUCACGGGAAAUUCACGUUGGAAUGUGCUGCACUUUUCCAAAACAAAUGGUACUUAUCUGAACCAAGAAUAUUCUGUACGAGGCAAAAGUAGUACUUUUAAAUAUAUUUGUUUUUUUCGCUGAUUUUUGUGACCUUUUCAGUUUACCACAGCCGGACGAAAAUUGCGGCAACAGUUGUUUAACAAUUUUCAGUUAGUGAGGAAAAAUCCAGCGGUUGCAACGUGCUUUUCCCAGUAUUUGCACAUUUGUUCGGGAGAAACACGGGUGAAAGUCUAUCGUCCUGUGUAAAAUCAGCAACCGACAUGAUUAAGGGUGUAUUCCUUUCGGUGAAUCCAAAAACGGAUUUUAGAUCCUAAAACGGAUUUCGCGUUCCUUUCGGCAAAUCCAAAUCAGGAAUUUUGAUCUGGUGAAUCCUUUCUGAAAAAGGAUUCAUUGGUUUAAAAUCCGAGGAAUCCAAAUCCAGAUUAACGGAUUUUUGACCUACGCUGUUCCAUUCACAGUGGAUUCGAAAUUGGUCAGACGAUAUUCACCAGCGUUAUUUCCAAUUGAAGUAUUCCUGUACAGUUUCCUAGUUGCUGCCAUUUGUCGUAAAAAAUCAGUAAACGCUGGGAGAUUGUUCCAGUCCUCGCUCCUACUUAUUUACUUCCGCGAUGGGCCGAACAGGUUUUCAUACUACACCAAAGUAUGGCACAGAACCUAUCCGAUAUGUGGCGUUCCACUCUCGAGAUCAGCGCGGCGCAGCUUCGCUCCGUCACAGAAAUCGCGCCUCCACAACUGUUAUUUUGUGUGAAAACAGAAGCCCUAUCCGGUAAAUCCGGUAUAGCCUGGGUAGCAGGCCCAAGAAAGAAUGGGCACGCGAAAAGGAGACACGCGGACACGCGUGUCUCCCUCUCGCGCGCUCGUUCUUUCUUGCGCCCACUACUUCCAGGCAGCUGCUACGCAGGCUAUAUCGGGUAUGAUUUUCGCUGCGGCGCAAAACUAUACAGUGUUGUGUGAACAUAGCUUAGUAGAAUUAGUUUCCAUGAAAUAAUUGCAUUGAUAUACAAUUAAAACUUAAACUGUAUGGCAGCAAACCGUGCAAAAAUUGACGAGUUAUUUAGUUCAGAUUUAGUUUCCUUGAAAAACCCUAUUAUUGCUCCAUUUACCCUUUUUUUUUCUUACUAACUUUUACAUUUCUCCAAACGCAGAUGCAAAAAUCAACCAUAGUGAAGACUUAAUCACGUGUUCCAUUCCAAAGGACCCUUUAUUCCCUUUAUGCGAAUUUAAAAUACAGGUAUGGAGGCUCUAUAUCAAAGUUUCAAUACUGCAAGGGGUGCAAGGGAAGGGAAGGCUUGACUUGCUCAGGAACAUCCUAAACACCCUGCUCGCCUCAUCUUUUCUUCUUGUAUGAAGGCAUUCUUGGGUAAAAGUAUGUAUAAUAGUAACCUUUUAGCUUGAGUUAAGUCUGGUCCUAUCAUCCUGGUGGGGAGGGGUGGGGGGGAGGGGUACUCAACCAAGUUUUAUACGGUAACGCUCCGCCUCGAGGUCCAACCUCGUACUCUUCUAUAUACCAUUUUUAGCAGGAAAGGUACCCAUUUCGUAUACCUUCUAUUGACAACUGGGCACCCCCUUCACAUACCUAGUUUAGAACUUAGUGAUCCUUUAAACUACUAUAAAUGCACUUUUUUAAAAGAUGAAACUAGAACGUUUUCGACUUUUCCACAGCCAUAAAAUGAAUUUGUUAGCCCUUAUGGGCUUUUUAAGACUGAAGGAACAAAUAUCCCUACCCUUUUAUAUAACUCAACUAGUGAAAUCCAUACCCUUUUAUAUACCUGAAGCCUGAAAAAGGUACCUCUUUCGGGCGGAGCCCCCCCGCCAUUAUAGGGAGUAGUAUGCAAAGAUCGUGAAAACUGCUGUGAAAGAUGCCAAAGGUGUGGGAUGGGGUGGGGUGGGGUGGGUUGGGGGCGGGGGUUUAUGCGCCACUCCCUGAGUCCCUUCUCCAGAGCACGCGGUUCUUAUUUUUUGCUUGGCUUGUUUUCACGACGUUCCUACUAUCUUAGCCCCUGGCACAGGCUAAUAAUUCUGGGAAAAAUUGUUCCUAUGCACGUGACAUGCUUAUGACCUAUGAUUUGCUGUAUAUCUAAACUUUUUUAAGAGGCUAAUUUUAGACAACCCACUUUCCUUCAAAAAAUGCUGGUGUUACACCCUCGUAUGGUAUUAAAUUAAUGUAUAUGCUUUGAAUUAAGGCAAAAUACCUGUUCUUUCAGGAAUUUCACACGAAGUGGGACCAAAACUGUCAUGGGGAGAAAUACAAAGUUGAUCCAAAAAACAUUUGUUCUGUUAUUCAGUAUUUGAGCGAGGUAAGGCAUCUACGCUGCACCUUUUCGUUCAAAGGAUUUCCUAUGAUUUUAGUGGGUGAAUUUGGAGAAUGUACGAAACUCACCAAGUGAGUCACAUCGAUUGUUAUUGUUAAUUUUCAGAGAGAGGCCUGGUGCCCAGUGUUGCCAUGGAGAAGUAGUCACCACUCCUUGGAUGGUUCAAAUGGACCACCGAAAAAGGUGAAGCAACAUAAUUUAAGGGCAGUGAAUUAACUAAGUUUACACCAUUAUUUCUAAAGUUUCACAAUUCGUACUAAUGUACAGUAGAGGAGUGACGUAUAGGGACUGCUUAACGUGCUGUUAGUAAAAAUUGGAUUUUUCCCCCUCCCUUGGCUUCUCGCUCUCCCAAACAAUGUAAAAGAUAAAGUAUUUUUUGGCACAAAAUAAAUGGGGUGGGUGAUCAAGAGAUAUCAUAGUUUGCUUAAUAAAUGUCCAAGUGUUUUCGCGUCCUCUGUAGCUCUUUCUUGGACUUAACUCAUGCAAACGUUUCCUGAAAACUUUACGUACUUGCAAAACAUAUUUUUAUGACAUUUCUGAUUUUUGUUUCAAAGGCUACAAUUCAAACCGAUCUCUCUGGACUUCUUGAUAAGUUUAAAGGAGAACGAUUUACCUGGAUACGGAACAGAAUUCUUGGAACAUGGCAGCAUUGGAUGCGAGCUGUUGGAGAGCUACAACUAAAGCCUAACUUUUGUGAAAGGAAACAAAAAAAGGUAUAUAACGAACGCUAUUCUUCUGGCCCUUAGAAACGCGCAUAAAGCCUAUAACGUGUGAGCAAAGCGGAAGUAAAAACAACCGGCAGCGAGACGCAUACUUUUUGUGAUACCAUCUCCGUGUCAGUAGUGUCUUAGGCUUCCUUUUUGAAAUUGCCAUGGAAACUCAUUGCAAAGUGAAACUUAAUUAGCAUCGAUAACGUCAUAGAUCAUAGUUUGCUAAUGAUUACUAAGCCGUUAUACCUAUGUUAAAAAUAUCUUUUUGCCAAAUUUGUUGGCUAUUGUUCUUCUUUCAGAUCCUUUUGUACCUGGCUGCUAUGGGAGAGCACAAGUUCUUCUUAGACGGCGCGUUUUUGGGAGGGCCGUUAGGUGAACUGGUCCAAUGGUGCGACCUGAUAAGUGCCCUGUACAUUUUAGGCCAUGACCUCACUAUCGGUUUUCAAGUGGGGGAUAUUCCAAGGUAAAAGACCAGUAGAAAAGAAAACCAAAGAAAUACAUUAUAAAAUAUCCGACGAAACGCGCGGUAUGAUUAGUCAGAACGAUAUUCCAUGAAAUUCCUCGAGCCUUAUAAUAAUGCACGUACGCUGAAAUAUGAUUUAUUGAUUAACUCAAAAAGAAAUUUCAAAAAAUUAUCCUGCAUUUCAGGGAUAUACAAUCAUUUCCUAUUUGUUACAGCAAGGAGCCCAAAGGGUGACCUCCUUGAAAUAUCUCACAUUCUUUCAUGCAGACAUUAACCAAUCGGAGGACAGUUUAAUUUCCAGCUGGCUUCUGAUUGGAUUAAAUCUGUACAAAAGAAUGUGAAUAAAUCAAAAGCGGUCGCGCUUUUGUGCUCCUUGCUGUGAGAACAAUAAAGAAGUGCCACAAGUUCUCGCCUGUGGUUCGAUCUACUUCCUAAAACCACUCAAGUCAUUUAUUAAUGAAACGAUUCAAAAGAAUCCAUCGAUGCAAUGCUUUCUUGUCAGAGUCACUGAGAGCGACUAGAUAAGGUGGUAGCAAAACAGUUUCGAGCGUAACUAUCAAACCUUACUUAAAACUAAUCUUCCUAAUUAAAAAAACAAAUGAAAAAAUUAGUGAUCAUUAAGGUAACCGCUUUUUAAUGUUUUCUGGUUUUGUUCCCAGUUCCCUAGUUAAUCCGGCUUCUGAUGGCUGCGUUCGUGAAACGUUAACCGAUGGAUUGGAUCUUAUUUUUACUGAUAUCAUGGGAGUGUUUAUAAUAGCAGAACGAAGUGGACCGGAUUAUUCGCUGCACAAGUUUGUAUUUCUUAGAGUUAUUUGCUAUAGGUAUUAUCUUGUCUAGUCCCUGCAUGGGGUCUUGACAGACCUCGAUGGAUUCACUUUGGUGACGUUUUCCAAGACGAAGGGCAAAAAAAAUUCGCUGGACAACUGACGAGGCCCGAAACACAUAGGCCACACAGAAUAAGGACUAGGCAACAUAAGACUGAGCUUUAGAUUCUAAGACGAGGUCGAACCUCGUGUGCGAACCAACGCCAUUUUGGCGGGAAAAUGCGCUAGCCAUCUUCAUAGAGUACUAAAGUGUGACGUCAUAAAAAUGAAUUUUCUGAAAUUAUGGGAUUUAUCAGGAUAUUUUGAAAGAACAAUGUCCAAGAGGCCUUCUUGCCAAAAAUGAGCAUUUGGGGGCAAAUUGUCUCUGAGAUCGUAGCCCAGUUAUGCUUACAAAACUCCAUACAAACCCUUCUAAAUUUUUUUUGGAUCGACCCAAAAAAAAUUAGAAGGGUUUGUAUGGAGUUUUCUGAGUAUAACUGGGCUACUAUCUCAGAGACAAUUUGCCCCCAAAUGCUCAUUUUUGGCAAGUAGGCCUCUUGGACAUUGUUCUUUCAGAAUAUCCUGACAAAUCCCAUAAUUUCAGAAAUUUCAUUUUUAUGACGUCAUCACUUUAGUANUCUGAAAUUAUGGGAUUUAUCAGGAUAUUUUGAAAGAACAAUGUCCAAGAGGCCUUCUUGCCAAAAAUGAGCAUUUGGGGGCAAAUUGUCUCUGAGAUCGUAGCCCAGUUAUGCUUACAAAACUCCAUACAAACCCUUCUAAAUUUUUUUUGGAUCGACCCAAAAAAAAUUAGAAGGGUUUGUAUGGAGUUUUCUGAGUAUAACUGGGCUACUAUCUCAGAGACAAUUUGCCCCCAAAUGCUCAUUUUUGGCAAGUAGGCCUCUUGGACAUUGUUCUUUCAGAAUAUCCUGACAAAUCCCAUAAUUUCAGAAAUUUCAUUUUUAUGACGUCAUCACUUUAGUACUCUAUUCUACGACAGUUUAGCGAGAAUGUCGUAGUGGCGAAAACAAGUUAUCCAAUGGUAGAAAUUUUAUCAUUUAGCGAAAAUUAACUAAGCUAUCUCGCUAGCAUCUUGAUUUGAAGGUUGACAAAAAGUAUCGAUCUUGUGGUUAUCCCAGUAAACUACUUGCCAGUUUAAGGCAAGACACCUUCUCCAAUUCCACCUUCUUCAUAAAUGAAGUUUUUUUUUUAUUGAUAACAGGUGUAAGAUGCGUGUGUUAGACUCUUUUGGAACAGAUGCAGCGUUUAACUACAAACAUUACAAGGGGAAGAUUCCUGGUGGUAGGUCACCCUGGGGAGAUAUUGACCUUCAACUACCUCAGUUUUUGACCAUGUAUCGUAAGUACCUUAAAAGAGAAUCUAAAAGUUUUGAAACUACAAAAGGUUCUCACUACUACGCUGUAUUGGAAGGGUCUAGCUGAGGUUUCCUGCAUUGGUAACCUCUGCCCCCACCCUUAAUAAUGUUGCAUGGUUGUUAUUGAAGAAUUAGAGUUAGAAUUAAUUGGCACUUCUUUCCUGUAGCCCAUAGUCCAGAUAACUCCUUUCUUGGAUUUGCCGUCCCACAAAGAGCUAAAAAAGACAAAGAACCCUUGCAGAAGACAAAAACGAGAAAAGCAGCUUUAGUUUAUGGCAAAGAUCCCCAGUUCUGGGAGGUAAGUAUGACUUGUUGAAUCACUAUGACUAUUUUAUCCUUUUCGUUACCUAAAUUGCUUGAGACGUUGUGGCGAAUAAACGUAUCUCAUGAAAUUAUUUUUCCAUUUUUGUCAACAUUUUUAGGGGCAUGGAGACUACAUUAAUGCAGUGAAGACUUAUUUUAACGAAGUUCACGCAACGUUGGGAGGUACUGAGGUACGUAGGCAGGGCCCCGUUCACAAUAUAUUAUACAUCUUCGAAAUCGUCUGAGGUUACACUAACUUUUUCGUUUUAAGUCAGUAUUUUGUUGCUAAUGAGUUAUAACCACCGUCUAAUUUCACAAUUUACUAUACCAAACAUGACGUGAACUGUUUCAUCUGAUAUCCAAACACCGAGAAGAAAUAUACGAAACACGAGAAGGAGUGUUUCAUCUGAUAUCCAAACACUGAGAAGUAAUACAUCAAACACAAGAAGAAGUGUUUCAUCUCGUAUCCAAACGCCGGGAAGUAAUAUGUCCAACAAGAGUGGAAGCAUUUUAUCUGAUCUCCAGACUCCGAGAAUAGAUAUCACAUUAAUGAGAAGGGAUGUUUUCUCUGAUAUAGAAACACCGAGUAUUAAUAUGCCAAACGCGUGACGGAGUGUUUUAUCCGAUGUCCAGACACCAAUAGGUAAAAUAUCACCCAUGUUUUUAGAUAACUAAAAGCUAUGAUGAGACAUACCUGCACCUUCAAAAAGAUUCAACAAUUUUCUCUUCGCGCUUUUAUUUUCCAUAGGAAAGUCGAAAGAAAUUCCGUGUGCCCGAGUAUGUCAUCAAUCAUGGGAUUGUAAAUAUAACAACAUUGAUAGAUUUAUUAGACUCCAGUAAGGUAAUUCAUCUGUCGUUAAUUUCAUUCGGAACUCUGAGCAGCUUCAGAACUCGGUUUUCUCUAAACUGAAAGUGAAAAACUUGAAACUGGUUUGCCUGGCUUCUUUUUCAGGUGUUUGUGGGUCUGGGUCAACCCUAUGAAGGGCCAGCAGCCCUUGAGGCCUUGGCUAAUGGAUGUUUCUUCAUUAAUCCUAAGGUAUAGUAAAGAUAUAAUGGCAUCCUUACCUGUGUUUUUGCUUAAGCCAGUUAAGGUCAAUUAGGAUUACGAUGAUUGUGACGUUGGCGUUGAUGAUGAUGAUGAUGAAAAUGAUGACGUAACGUUUACGAUGAUGAUGUUAAUGAUAAUGAUGAUGAUGAUGAUGAUGAUGAUGAUGAUGAUUGGUGAUUAACGAGCAACAAUCACCAGACUAAGCCAAGACAUUUCAAAGGCGGGUUGCUGUAGAAGCAAGUGCCAACCUCAUAAAUGAUAGGCUCUGGAUGAGCAGAAAAUGUUUUCUUUCCAGUUUAAAAUGGUAACAGACCAAAUAAGUAAUGCAGGUCUCCUCAGAAAAAGGGCAGACAAAAUGUUUUAUUUCUUUUCUGAAUCGAUGCUCGAUUUUUACUUUUCAGUACGUGCCACCUCUCGAUCGCACAAACUCAAACUUUUUCGCUGGAAAACCCUUUAGCAGAAAGGUA